AUGCUAUUUAUCGUGAGUUUUUCGAUAUAUGUGAAAUUUGUCAAUCUCUCAUUCUCAUGUGCUUCUAUCUCUUUUUCUACUAUUUCUACUCGAACAGUAGAGAAGAGCGUUGAAUUUCAGGUACUGUCGGAGCACUGGCCGCUAGACGAACAACGAUUUUGGCCAGGGAAAAGCUACGACCUCAAAGGGUACAUUGAUAUUAUAGUGGCCGGAAAAGAACAUCCACAGUAUGGACGACCAAAUAUCCUGAACCUGAAAUAUCUGGAUGAAGUGUCACGGAUUAAUCAAUACAUAAUCAAUAAUGUUACUGUACCGGUAGACAUUGACGGAAAACACUAUGAGGUCGCCUACACGGAUCUGUGUAUGACUUAUGACUGGGCUUGCUACCUGAACGACCAUCUAACGAUGCUAAUGCCAAGAAGUCGUUGGGGUAAUUUCAAUGGUCCGAUAGCCGAAUUCGCCAGUGAUAUCAUCAAUAAUGAGGUCAAUAUAACGUAUCCGAUCGGAUGGAGAGGAUCAGAACCGAUCUAUUUCGGAGCGCUGGUUGGUGAUCCACACCUUGCCGACAAUCAAGGUCAUUUUGAUCGUGCGACAGCACUCAGGCUCACCUAUAACGUCAGAGAAGAGAAGGUGGUUGGUAACAUCAGCUUCGUUUGGAGGAAGAAGCUUACCGCGUGGUUGACUGACCGUGAAAAACCUCCUUCAGAUCUUCUCGAAUUCGGUUUGACGCAUAAUGAAUCGCUACCGGAGGGCCUGCAGGAUGUUGCGAACACAUUAACUCCGAAAUUUGUUGGAACGUGCGCUAUUCUUUUCACAUUUUGCUUCUUGGUUUCUGUUGUGCUUGUGAACCACGGAAAUGGACUUAUCGGAAUUGACUGGGUUCGCAGCAAACCGAUUGUUGCAUGUGCAGGUAUUUGGUGCCCUUUACUCGCUGUGAUCACCUCGUUUGGACUGUUACUGUGGUUGGGUGAGCUCUACAACGCUAUUGUGAAUGUAUCUCCUUUUCUUGUUCUGUGUAUUGGUAUUGACGACCUCUUCAUCAUGUCAGCUGAAUGGCACCGUACGAAACCUGACCAUUCGCCUGCUCGUCGCGUUGCUGACACUUUGUCUGAAGCGGCCGUAGCCAUUACUAUCACUUCGAUUACUGACAUUGUCACGUUUGCCAUCGGAAUUUUCACGACUUUGCCCGCUGUUCAAAUGUUUUGUCUCUACACCAGUGUUCAAGUUGCGUUCACCUACAUCUACCAGCUCACAUUCUUCUCACCAGUUCUUGCCUAUGCUGCUGAAAUGGAAAAUAGUGGUACUCACUCCCUACUUUUUCGAAAGGCCUUGGAGUCGAACAGAUCAGCACCAAAGUGGAAACUCUUCUUACUGGCUGGCUCCGUAUCAAGAAAACCACACGCAAAUCCAUCAACAAACGAGGUUCCUUCAAAGAAUCCGAAAACCACGAAUGGAUGGAGGUCCAAAUUAAGUGACGCGCUGAAAACGUUGGAAACGAAAUUGGAACAACAUGAAAAGCACGCAGGCGAAACAACUCACGAGGAAACAUUCGUCAACAAACUUUUCCGUGAAAUUAUUGGUCCAUUUAUUCUAGAGCGCAGUACUCAGAUAUGCGCUAUGCUUUUGUAUGGAAUCUAUUUAGUCUUAUCCAUUUACGGUUGUAUAAACAUAAAAGAAGGCUUGGAUCCGAAGUUUCUCGUGAGAGAAUCCUUCUAUUUAAGCACCUUCUACAAACUUAUUGACGAAACAUUUUGGAAAGAAGAUUUCGAAAACACCUACUAUACGAUGAAUCAUAAUGCUACGAUGAUAUGGCUAAAAGCAUACGAAAUGCACUUGGAGAGGGAGAAGACCGAACUGAACAUCGAGAAACCAGCGAAUUCAUCUGAAUGGUACCGCCGCUGCCGUGACUGGCUGCUGGUGGCUGGCGGCCGACGACUUUGGGAGAAGGAUAUGGUGUGGGGACAAAAUAAGGAGGUUGCUCUUGCGUUUCGGUUUCAACUUGGUCUAAGGAAUUACCGUACACCAACGGACCAUACGAACAGCUGCAAAUUGAUGCGUGAGAUUGCCUCCAAAUAUGCGAUUUUCAAUGUUACGACGUUCCACGAAUACUAUCCAUUUGCGGACCAGCUAGCGACCAAGCCGGCGAUUUGUCGUCUUUCUCGUCGUAGUGGUGCGAAGCGCAUCUCGAAAAUGAUCUAUGUGGAAACUCGCGGUUUCCUCGAAAACGCCAUAAGAGAUGCUGUCACCUACUCUAAGUAUGCGAAGAGAAAGACGUACCUCGAACUCAAGCCGUCAUUAGUGCGAAACUUCAAGCUUGGUUUGCUCUCAAUGUUUGUCGUCACAAUGGUAAUGAUACCGGAUAUCAGGGCAGCGUUCGCUGUAGUUCUUUGUAUUGCAAGCAUAAACGUCGGAGUACUAGGAUUUAUGACUUUUUGGGGUGUUAAUCUCGAUAGCGUGUCGAUGAUAACGGUCAUUAUGUGUAUCGGGUUUGCCGUUGAUCUGUCAGCUCAUAUCGCUUACGCCUAUUCCCAAGCUUAUGGGAGCGCUCAGAAAAGGGUAGUGUUCGCCAUGGAGACACUAGGAUGGCCAGUUUUCCUGGGAGCGUCUUCAACAAUUCUUGGAAUUACGGUACUGACAUUGGUCGAUUCCUAUAUCGUGCAAAUUUUCUUCAAGACUGUAUUCUUAGUCAUUUUAUUUUCAAUGAUCCACGGUCUCCUCUUUCUCCCAGUUCUGCUAAUGUUCCUUAUUCCAAAUGAACAAGUGAGUUUCUUCGCAACGCUUCCACUUUUUGUCGACGAUUUCUUACUACAUGCUCAUAUUCUUUGCAUUGCUUUACAUUUAGAUUUUCCAGAACCAUUAAAUAUGUGGGAUCUGGAAAAUUUUAAGAAUAUUACCGUUUCUAGAAAAAAAUAG
This is a messenger RNA of Angiostrongylus costaricensis, 2913 nucleotides long. The record is from the annotation of a GenBank genome assembly. NCBI's taxonomy places the organism in Eukaryota, Metazoa, Nematoda, Chromadorea, Rhabditida, Metastrongylidae.